AUGGAUGAAUACGAGGACUUUACUGAUCAGAAAGUUAAAGAUGAGGUCCUACCGAAGGAUGAGAAACAAAAAAUUAAGGAAUUUUUAAAGGAGAAGGAUAGAGAAAGGAAGAGAGAACUGAAGCAGGCUAAAGAAGCCAGGAAUAAAGCUAUUGAUGAUAUGGAUCCUAAAGAGAAAGAGGCAUUUGAAAAUAUCGAAUUUUACAAAUUUUAUCCUAUGAAAACCCCGGACACACCAGAUGUUGAUAGUGUAAAGUCAAAGUACAUCAACAGAUAUUACCGGCACACACAUUAUCUGAUGUAG
Messenger RNA from Setaria italica (foxtail millet), 303 nucleotides. Its product is annotated as protein HEAT INTOLERANT 4. Gene Ontology annotation, biological process: regulation of cellular response to heat. The record is from RefSeq and is a predicted model, not a curated record. The transcript has 5 exons. The coding region runs from base 1 to 303 and encodes 100 amino acids. NCBI's taxonomy places the organism in Eukaryota, Viridiplantae, Streptophyta, Magnoliopsida, Poales, Poaceae.